AUGGAACCGAGCACUGAUAGUGAUAAUCUCAGCGUUGGUGACCAACAUCUCGGUGGUGUGGGAUCUAUAAUGAUGCCGAACGCUACAGGAGCCGCCACAGCAAACCCAUUCGAGGAACCCCAACGCCGCAUCAGCGAAUACACCGCACAGGAAAUUGCAACAUUACAAGCUCGUCUGGAUAAGAAAUUGGGACCUGAAUACAUCUCUGCACGACCUGGUGCUGCGGGGCAGAAAGUGCACUAUCUCUCCGCGGACAAAUGCAUCAACCUUGCGAACGAGGUGUUUGGAUUUAAUGGCUGGUCCAGCUCGAUUCAAAAGAUUCAGAUUGAUUUUGUCGAGGAGAACCAUAACACGGGAAAGAUCAGCCUGGGCCUUUCAGUUAUCAUGAGAGUAACUCUGCGGGAUGGAACAUUUCAUGAGGAUAUUGGCUACGGGCACAUCGAGAACUGCAAGGGCAAGGCCGCAGCGUUUGAGAAGGCCAAAAAAGAAGGCACAACAGAUGCUUUGAAACGUGCAUUGAGAAACUUUGGCAACGUGCUGGGUAACUGUAUCUAUGACAAGGAUUAUGUGGCCAAGGUGACCAAAGUCAAGGCAGCGCCUGGAAGAUGGGACGUCGACGAUCUUCACCGUCACCCUGACUUCGCGCCACCUGCUAAGAAACAGCCGCCUCCACCCAAACGUGCAACCGAAGAGGAUGAUCUACCCCUUCCUCGUCCCAUACAUCAAGCCAGACCAAACAAUCCUGGGAAUAAUACUUCUUUUGAUGGGGAUGGAGAGUUUGGCAGUGACCUCUUUGACGAAGCCGAUUUUGGGGUAGCCGAUAUAGGCAAUCCUGAUGAAAUCGUGAUAGAUACGGAGACCCAUCGAGAACCGCAGCGCCCUAUGCCGACGAAUGGUCCAGCACCUCAGCGAGGACCGCCUGUUCGAGCAGGAUUCAACCCCGCUGUCGUAACACCAUCAAAACCAGAGCGAUGGAACGGCGCAGGCCAGGCGGGACGACCUAAUCCUCUGAAUGCGCGACAGAACCAAUCGGCUAUCCCAUCUCCAGCCGCGGUACAAGGCCGACCCAUGCCCGGUCAAGGUCCUGCUCAAAAUAUUGCGAACCCCAGACCAUCAGUCCCACCACAGCAACCAGUUGGUCACAAUGUCCCACAAAACAAUAUCCCUCAGCCUCCGGUCAAAAAGGAAUCCGUUUCUGGGGGCUUUCAAGGAAACCAGGACAUGAACCCACCACAAGGGACACCGUCAACGGGUUUCUAUUCGGCCAGAGCAGUGGACCUCCUCCGUGAAAAUCCAAAUUCUGUCCCGCCAGGAGCACCUCAAUUCGAUCCACACGCAGAGAGUCCCUCCAUCCGCAAGACGGCUGGUGUGGACCAUACCAAAAGUAUUCCUAUUGCUAGGCCCAUGCUGUCAAAUGCCUCUCCCGCACCCACCGCCAAUAACAACAAUAACACACGUGAUUUUGUCAACCCUGCAACUGAUAUGCAGCGCAGAGUCGGUGCUCCUGUGGGUGGAGUCAGCAGUCCGGUCAGCAGAGGUCCUUCUGUUUCAUCGUAUCGACCAUUGACUCGACCCAACAUUGACCAAAGGAACGUUCCCAACCCAGCCGCAAUGAAUCGAGGGAGUGUACCACCCCAGCAGAAUCUCAACGGAAAACGACCUCCGUUGGUAGACGUUACAAAUGGCGAUGCUACACCUGGCGCAUAUGCAGGGGUCCCGGCCCCCGGCCCGAACGACCCAAAACGGCCCCGAGUCUCGGAUGUUGACUCCUCCGGGCCUUCUUCCGGGCCUUCUUCCGGGCCUCGCCCACCAACUCAGUAA
Molecule: messenger RNA, 1821 nt
Organism: Penicillium crustosum
Lineage: Eukaryota; Fungi; Ascomycota; Eurotiomycetes; Eurotiales; Aspergillaceae
Product: RAD52 DNA repair protein RADC
Exons: 5
Coding region: 1-1821 (606 amino acids)
Biological process (GO): double-strand break repair via homologous recombination; mitotic recombination; double-strand break repair via single-strand annealing
Cellular component (GO): nucleus
Source: RefSeq, a predicted model, not a curated record